AUGUCAAAAAUAAAUAAAAGUCAAAAACGAACAAAUAGAGGCGAUUUCGCCUCAGUUUGGUACCCCAGUUUGAGUUUGGAAACCCGAAUUAUCAUUGGAAGUUUUUCUACAUCCAUAGCUCCGUUUAUUUUUUGUGCAGCCUACGACUUAGGAAUGUUUGGCAGCGAAUAUGUUUGGAUACUAGAAACUCCCAGAAAGAUCUGGUGGCAGAACCUAAAAUGUGAUUGUGAUUCCGAGAAUCUUCAAAAAGCUAUUGAAGGAGUGAUCGUGGUUGGCGACUAUGAAUUCACCUAUUAUGAUGAAUAUCUAUUGAAUAAAAUGAAAACUCUAUCUUUGGAGUCGAGAUAUGCAAAACACACAUAUGACGCUAUAUGGACCAUGGCUUUAACUCUGCGAACAAACAAUAUGAAUUCACUUCAACAUUUCAAUUACGGAAGAAAGGAUAUGACGUGUGCCUUUUAUGAUACAAUGAGAAGAUUGAAAUUUUUAGGAUUGUCAGGACCUAUUAAAUUUGAUGGCGCAGACAGGGUGGGUGACUUGGUUGUCAGUCAGAUUCAAGGUAGGUCAUAUCAAAUUUUUUGA
Molecule: messenger RNA, 582 nt
Organism: Ceutorhynchus assimilis (cabbage seed weevil)
Lineage: Eukaryota; Metazoa; Arthropoda; Insecta; Coleoptera; Curculionidae
Source: the annotation of a GenBank genome assembly